Messenger RNA from Cladophialophora immunda, 1890 nucleotides. RefSeq lists its product as uncharacterized. The transcript is spliced from 2 exons. The record is from RefSeq and is a predicted model, not a curated record. The coding region runs from base 208 to 1143 and encodes 311 amino acids. Lineage: Eukaryota; Fungi; Ascomycota; Eurotiomycetes; Chaetothyriales; Herpotrichiellaceae.
ACCACCCAGCACCUUCAUUCACAUCGAUCUGGGUGCAAGAGAGAGGCUGAAACUGUAGAAUUGGCACAAAUCCAACAUCCACCAUGAAACAUGAUAAAUCUAUAGUCUCCCGACUUCCUCCUUCCUCGCGAUGUGUCCCAUUCUAUCUGCUCUACGAACCAUCGGAAUCACCUCCAAGUAUCAACCUGUACGUCCUCCGCCAUCAACAUGUCCAAGAACGGGCAUCCGACGGUCUACCUAUUUGUCAACAAGGACAGAGCUUCUCUGUCUCUCUCUAGAUGCCACGGGAAAGACGCCUCGGCUAUCCUAAGCCAUGUACAGUCAUGCCGCAACCAGAAGAACAAGCAAUUGCACAUGUUCAGAGUCGAAGACACCACCGAGCUAGGCUCAGCACCUCCGUCCCCUCGAAAGCAAUCCAUCGGUCACAAGCACCGGUCGCCGAGAUCAACCCCGCCGCUGCGAAGCGAGACACCAUCAACACCGAAGCCCCGUGCAUUGGUUACGCCCGAGCUGGGGAUUGAGCCAGCAAGCUCUUCUCCGCGCGCCAGCUCUCCGGGGAAGUCGCCCGAAGUCGAGGAACUGCUACAAUAUUUCAACACUCUAUGUUUUAGGCAAGAGCGACACCCCCAGGGCCAAUCACAAAACCAAGAUCUCUUCCAUCAGCUGGUCUCUUCGGAAGACUUUUCAAGCUUCUCAAAACGAGUUGUUGGGGGAAUUCACGGAUAUGCCAUGCUUGCGUGCACAGCGGCGAGAAUGGGAGCCGAUAUACCCAGUCGACGAGAGGAAUUCGAGAUCAAGGCCACCAAGUAUAUGCAACCGUCUCUCCAACGGUUACGGGAGCAGCUCGCAGAUCCAGCCACGAGAACGUUGACGGAUCGGCAAAUUUUGCAGGAAAUGCUCCUCCAUUGCGUGACGAAUUGGUACCUGCAGGACUUUACCGCUGCUCAAACGCACCUCAAGGCCAUCAACUAUUUUAUCGGUUGUCUCGAUAUCUCCGACAGGUCGGACCGGAAGUUGAUGGAUCUCAUCAACCGGUGCGGUCUUUUUAUUGCCAACAGCAUACGCGCCGAGCAGAGAUCACAACCCAGCUCGUAUCAGAGGACAGAAUCCUUUGCUGCGCGUGGCUUAUGCCGGGUGGUCUAAGGCCAAGGAAGCUCCUCGUCUGUCGAAUUAUCCCUAGCAAGGGCCUGCAGAAGAUAGUCGGGCUAUUUAUGCUGGCACAUAUUCAGCUAAAGCGGCUCGUGCAGGACCGAACAAGUACGUCUUCUGGCGGAGUGCGGGGAGGUGUUGUCUGGUUUUACUAAUGGAAUACUAAAGCCACCAAUUAAUGCCUUCUCGUUCGUUGAUCGGCAAUGAUCAGCCCUUGCGAGAGGGGGAGGUGGAUCGACGAUUUUGGCAAUGGUGGUUGUGGAGUAUCGUGUCGCAUGUGUCGCAUAUGUUGCUAUUCAAGGGGGAUACCAAUAUCCAGGUGGAUUCUGUGGCUUGUCUCCCACUGGUAUCUUCUCGAAGACGCUGGAUUUGUUUACUUCGAGCAUGGCGUCAUCUAUCCCAAGAGCUCCUCGCUGGAGGCCUCCCUACUUGGGAUAAAAGAUACCUGCUAGGCAUCCUACUCAUCAAGAUGACAUUGCAACUCUGUUUGAACUGUUUUAUGCACUGGAGCGCGUUGCGUCCUGAGACAUGAUGGUGGAAAUUGGUUCAAUAGGGUUCACAGGUUCAGCAGCUUUGCUGCUCUGAUGUACGAACAGACUUCUGUAUACCAACGAAGAACCGACGCAGGAGCAAACGAAGUGAAUGACAGUGCUCAUCCCAUUUGGUGGUUGCAUUUCGGUCACUCGUCAAGCUUGCUGUCCCUCUCAUCGUUUGACAUUCUCGCUCCUCCCCAGAGCCAUC